Messenger RNA from Durusdinium trenchii, 495 nucleotides. The record is from the annotation of a GenBank genome assembly. Lineage: Eukaryota; Dinophyceae; Suessiales; Symbiodiniaceae.
AUGGAACCCCGAACCAUGGCGUACAUGGUGGCUGCGGUGGCACUGGAGGUGGCACUAUUGGCCCCACUCUGCAAAGCAGUGUGGGCACACCGCAGCCAAUUGUUGGAGAUAUUGAACUGGUCUAUCCGAUCAGUAAAGCUUUCUUUGUGCGUGGGACGCUUAAGUGGCCGCGAUCAACACGUUUCAGAAGGAAUUCUUGAAUACCGUUGCUGGGUGGCAGACCGUAUGCUUGCUUACUUGCUAGCCGUGUGCACCGUGGCAAUCUUCACGAUUCAGGUCAAUCUCCUGGCAGGUGGGGAGCAGUGGCUCGCGGAGGGGCAAAGGUGGGUACUGCUUGGCCUUACCGCCGGCAUGGUGGUAGCGCGGCAGAUGCCCAACUUGGUGAAAUGGCGAUUGAACGGGCUCUACAUCCUGUUUGACCUGGCCACCCUGCUUUAUGUCACGCCCUGGAUGGUACCACCAGAGAAGUUUGCACCUGGGCACUGGGCUAUCUAG